AUGGCGAUGGACCUAGAGGCCACGAUGGACGAGACGGACGUCAUCGUCAUCGACAUGGGCUCCGGAGUGACUAAAAUCGGCUUCUGCGGCGAGGACGCGCCGCGGGCGUGCGUAGAUACAGUCGUAGGCCAGGUGGAGAUCAUUGCGGGUGGAGGGCUCGGCCAGUCCAGCGGGAGUGCAGCCGGACAAGUAGAGAAAACAAAGAAGACGCUGUUGGGACUGGAGGCCUACCAAUACAACAGCGCCGCGGUAGCAUCGGAAAGCCAAGGCGGGGAAGCCGCGAGCGUAUCAGGGAGCCCGGUAUUGACCUACCCAGUAAAGCGCGGAAUGAUCGAUCACGGGAGCGAGGCAGGCGGCUCUGCGGUUGAGAGCUUGUUGCAGCACGCAUUUACCAAGGUCCUAGGGGUCGAGCCGGAAGAUUUUCCCGUGUUGCUGCUCGACUCACCAACAGAAACAAAAGCCGCCCGGGAGUGGAUGGGCGAGGUAAGUAUGAUGAAUUAACAGAAGUUUUAGUUUUCUUUCCAAGGAAUUUCCGCGCACGAAUACUUUUUUUUGUUCCGCUUGCUGGCUUGGGAAAGGAAAAAGCCAAGCAGCUACUUCGCGUAGUAAGUACGGGCGCUUCUACAUGCAAAUUCUAAAUCCCAAAAAACUCCAGCUGCUUUUCGAGAAGUUCAAGGUGAAGAGUCUGGCCAUGUUCAACACGGCUGUUAUGUCGCUUUUUUCAACCGGGAAGACGAGAGGUCUGGUUCUGGAGUCCGGUGAUGGAGUCACGCACGCUGUUCCGGUACUCUUACGCUGUCUUAUUACGAAGAUGGGUUAUUUUCAGCGAAAAUCAUAUGCUUCAUGGUUGCUUUCUGCAUCAAUAUCCAAGCACAUUCACAAAAAGAAGUAUACAUAGCAGGGCGAUAAGGUGCAGAUGGAACUACAUGUAGUUUUUGUGCAUUCUUCUAUCUAAAUCUCAGGUCUUCGAGGGCUACGCAAUACCACAUGCCAUGUUCAAACUGGACUGCGGUGGCUCCGACAUCAUAUCCCAUCGGAUAACAUCCCCUCACGACCCUUAUUUCCGUUGACUUGUAACGCUGAUCCAUACAAUUACAACGUACCCCCUCCUAGAUGAUGCAAGAUGAAAAUUCACUACAGUGUACUCCUCGAUCCUCAACAAUUACGCUCGGCCUUGGGCCUGAUAGAUUAAGAUUUUACGAGUCUCCGCAUUUUUUUGCAGAUGGAGGGUGAUGAGGGUGAUUUUGCAUGCGAUUCACUACGGAGGAGCUUUACGCCCGGUGUGUCGACGCUCGAAUUGUACCGGAGUUCGAGCCCGCCCAGCAAGUGCUCGUCAUGCGAAAGAUGAAAGAAAAACUCUGCGAAGUUGUUAUUGAUUACGAUAAAGCCUGCUCAUAUGAAAAUGAAAACAGAAAACGAAAAGCGGCAAAGCUCCCCGCCGAUAGGUAGCCAGUACGUGUCUGUCCUCCAUGCUCGUGGAAGAUGAUAGGCCUACAAAGACCAGCAAGUACUCUCGGAAUAGACGAGGACGAGCUUUGUCAUGCUUUUUGUGUCCAUACCUUCAGCAAGGACCCAUCUGACCAGGAACACAGGUCCUUCGAAUUACCAGACGGCAGCAUCGUACAGGUAAGGAUUCACCUGUAGUUGUUUAUGGAUUUCAUAAUUUCAUUUUUCCGUUUGUGAUGGUGGCUAACUGGAAUUACAAAUGAAGUAGAAGUGCAUGGCAAUCGCGCCAUGAAUUUGACUAAAGUAGGAACAACUGUUGCAUGAGAAACUUGUAACUCAUUACGUCUUGUAAGAAUGUGAAUGCGCAAAAAAAAAUCAGAUCCCGCACGACAUUCGUUAUGCUGCGGGGGAAGUCCUCUUUUCCAGUGACGAGGAGCAGAGCGUGCAACACAUCUGUGCUUCUGCCCUGAACACCCUAGACCCUGAAUUCCGCGCCGAGUGCAUGCACAACAUUGUGCUCACAGGAGGUAUUUGAGCGUCUACAACAUUUUGCAAUAUCUAUAUCAUGAUCAUGUCUGUCUCUGUGGACCAUCCAUGUUCUUCAGCUGGAGCUGCAGCGGCAUCUUCUUCGCAUUCGCUGCACCUGCACCAUCAUGCAACAAUGAAGAGCACGUACAUCAUCAUAGGAAAAUGCCUCUGAGCAGCCAGGUCUGUUAGUCCUAAAAGUUGUGAUUGAUCGCCGGUUUCGGCAGGCCAGGACACAAAUCAGAGGAGAUACACUCUGCCGUGUGAUCCUUGCGAGGAUCAAGCUUUCAAUAAAAAAGACAACCGCAAUAUCACGCACAGGUACAAGCAUGCUUCCUGGCGUUCCCGGCAGAAUAAGCAGCGAGGUGCAGAAGCUCGUCGGAAGCAAAGUUGAGCUGGUCCUGGAUUCGCAGCGAAAAAACGCCGCCUGGAUAGGGGGGUCGAUGUUUGCCAGCUUCUCCACGUUUCCUUACUACGAAAUCACCAAAGCGGAUUACGAGGAGCAAGGCAAAAUCGAUCUGAAGUCCCUGAUCGCACGGAAAACCUACUAGACAGACUGCAAAGACAGGAGCAGGAGGGUCGGCGCAAGACACUUUGACUCACUCGAACUUCUACGUCACCCAUGAUGCGGCUGAUUUUUGAGGCUUAGGAAUGGUUUCUUCUUCGUCCCAGUCGCGAUUCCGGUGUGUUUUCAUUUUGAAAAGUUUUUGCACUGAUGAUGUAGCUACAAAUGUACUGGAAAGAGGAGCUGAAGACGCGGACAGAUUAACUCAUUUACUGUUACAACACAAAUACACAGAUAAUCUCAUCGAAAUCGAAAAGAUGCUAUAUUGGUAACAACAUCAGAUAUGACAAUCAAGCCAGUGGUCAUGCAAUUGCGUGGUCCAACUAAGAACAAAAAAUAACACUAGGAGUGCGCGAGCGCAUGUCCUUGCACUCGCACUGCAGCAAACCGAACAAAUGGUUUUUUUAUUUUCAUCUUUGCGCAUUUUCCUUUUUGGAGAUUCAGAUUGAGAAGGAGAACGCGAAGUUACAUGCAGCUGGCCUGCUGGUUCCCACCGAACAACCGUGAAGUGCGCGAAUCAUUGCGCAUUCCUCUUUGGACAAAAGUACCGAAACAUCACCAAGGACGUUUCGAAUGUUCGACCAACAAGCCUCGGGUUUUUGUAAGUGAAACGAAGGAAUGAUGAUCUUGAUCUGCG
Molecule: messenger RNA, 3173 nt
Organism: Amoebophrya sp. A120
Lineage: Eukaryota; Dinophyceae; Syndiniales; Amoebophryaceae
Source: the annotation of a GenBank genome assembly